GGGGGAACCUGUCUCCUGUGGACUCGAGCAGUUCUCUCUCUCUCUUUCUUUCUCUAUCUCUUUAUUCUUUUAACCCUUUAAGCUGCACCACCAUCACAAUUUAUAAUCACAAAGCAGCAAACAAUACCUCGUCCAUGCACACGUGCUAAUUGCACCAAUCUAAACUAAUCAAUGUUGACCCCCCUCUCCCCCUUGCCCUGGUUCUCCCCGAGUUCAGGAGGAGUGCACCAACCAGAAGGCAGCCAGCACCAGCUCAGGAAAAGGAUCCCUGGUUUCUUGCAGCCUGUCAUACCUUCAUGUCUUCGACGCUGGAGCAUGUCUGCCCGAAUGGUCUGGCUUCCACACUGCAUAACAGCUCUAUUGCAAGGUAUUCCACAUCCACAGCACAGUGUGGAGAAUUUUAAGGAGGAAGAUGUCAUGCUAAGGAUGGGUUUUGGUGAUGAUGUUGCUGCUGUUGAUGCGGCAUCGAGCUCUCACUUUGUGCCUCUGUCAGCUAUGAUGCGUAACCACAAAGUGAGUGACAGGCCAGUCCCCGGGGAGAGCAGGGGGCCUGAGGGAGCUCAGGAGGCAGGAAAGUAGGCCCCUUGUAAAAUGUUCUGUACGAAGUUUAUUUCAAAGAAACUCGAAGAUCGAAUUUGAGAAACGUUCAUCUGCAACUGGAGCUGCUCCAACACUUAGCAGUGAUCUUACUUUAGGUAUUUUAAAAGAUGUUAUCCACAUCUGGCCACUAGUCAGUAGUUGGUGCUUAACAAAACUUUUUCUCUCAUCUGACUGAUGUGAAAAAAUAUAAAUUGCAAUAAAAUAGUCGCCAUAUUCAUGCAAUACUUCUGUAGCUUCUGAUUUGCCUUAAUAUUAAGGAAAGAAUGUAAAGUUUAAGCCACAUGCAUUUUACACAAAGUAUACUUGCAUUACUGUUACUAUCAUUAUGAUUAUUACUGAAACAAUGAGGCGUUUAUCAAGUAGUCCAUCAACAGACAAUUAACCUACAACAAUUCCAAUGAUCUGUACAUUUAAAUCCAUUAUUAGGAAAUAUCCAUACCUUAACUGGCUCCAGGCUUUCUGUCGUUCUACAGACGAUUAAUCGACCGAGGAAAACUAUUUUGAAAAAGAAGCAAAAAGUAAUGAAUGUAAUCGCUAGCUGCAGUCCAUGUUAUAUUGAGGAUAAACAAAGAAAUCAACUAAAAGUGCAUUUUACACAUGAUAACAUUUGUAUUACUGGUAUUAGCACUAGAUUUAGUUUUGAGACAAUUAGGUGAUUAAUAGAUUAGAACGUUGACCUACAACAGUUCUGAUAAUCACUGAGUUUAAGUCAUUUAACAAGAAAAAUGUUCCAGCUUCUAAACUGUGAGUAAUUAUUGCUCUUUCCUUUUUUACCUCAUCAUAAAUUCAGAAUCUUUGUAUUUUUGUCUGCUAGUUGGACCGUCACCACCUGAGCUGGAAAACUGUGACGGGCUUUUCAUUUAGUGUUUUCUGUCAUUCUAUAGACGUAACGAUUAAAACGACUGCUGAGAAAUGUAAAAGAGAAAUAAAUCAGUAAUAAGAAUAAAUGCUAGUUGUUGCCUGUGUAAUAGUAGCUGUAAAGGUUAAGUUAAAAAUACACUAAAUGUGCCUUUACACAACAUUUUAACGGUAUUGUCAGUAUAUUUACUGCUGAAACAAGUAGUUGAUUAACAGAACGUGAAUCGACUACGAUUCUGACAAUCCAGAAGUUCCAGUCAUUUAUCAGGAAAAAUGUAAACUUUGACCGGUUCCAGAUUCUAAACUGUGAGUAUUUGUUGCUUUGUUUUCUUUUUUAAGUCAUCAUAACAUUCAGUAACUUUGGGUUUUUGACUGUCAGCAGUUUGAGGAUGUCAUCUCAUGCUCUGGAAAAUUCUGAUGGCCUUUUCUUUGUCGUUUUGUAACCUGAGUGAUUAAUCGACUGAUGCAAAAUGUAAACAACAACAACGAAACGGAAACGAUUUGCUGUUCAUGUUAAGAGCAAACAUGAAGUUAAAACUAAACUAAUUGCACCUUUUGCACAAA
Acanthopagrus latus (yellowfin seabream) is the source of this 2022-nucleotide messenger RNA. RefSeq lists its product as uncharacterized. Bases 172 to 579 code for a protein of 135 amino acids. Lineage: Eukaryota; Metazoa; Chordata; Actinopteri; Spariformes; Sparidae. The transcript is spliced from 6 exons. The record is from RefSeq and is a predicted model, not a curated record.